Mytilus californianus (California mussel) is the source of this 5044-nucleotide messenger RNA. Its product is annotated as F-box only protein 38-like. Lineage: Eukaryota; Metazoa; Mollusca; Bivalvia; Mytilida; Mytilidae. The transcript has 14 exons. Gene Ontology annotation, biological process: protein K48-linked ubiquitination; SCF-dependent proteasomal ubiquitin-dependent protein catabolic process. Bases 94 to 4584 code for a protein of 1496 amino acids. The record is from RefSeq and is a predicted model, not a curated record. Gene Ontology annotation, molecular function: protein binding. Gene Ontology annotation, cellular component: nucleus; cytoplasm.
UUAGUACUUUGUGGAAAUCAUCAAAACAGAAAAUCAACCACCCAGGGUCUAGAGUUCUUUCUUUAUGUUUAUAGCACAAAAUAAUUAAAGACAAUGAAACCAAGGAAGAAACAAAGAAUUAGAAAGAAAGACAAGAUAAAAGAUACAAUUGAUGUUCCAACAGAAAAGGAAAAAGAUAUUGAGAACGAUGAAGUUAAUAAAUCAGGAAUAACUUCCAAAAUUGUUGAGAAACAGAUUUCCUCUCAACCAAAUGAAAAUAUUAAGCAUGCAGACCAGGAUUAUGUGUCUACCCUGUCUUUGGAGGUUUUAUGUAAUAUCAUGAGAUACCUCCACCUACGUGAUUUUCUCAAACUCGAUCAUCUGAGUAGAAAACUCCACAAUGCUGUUACUAUGCAUCUGCGGGUAAAAAAGAACUUAGAUUUUUCUGAAGGGGAGUUGAUAAGUUGGAUGAGUGAUCGCUUGUCUGAUUCUUCCCUCCUUCAUUUGUUUAAGCGUUGUCUUGACCUGCAAUACAUUUAUGGAUUCCAUCCGCCAUAUCUCUCAAAAAGACGGCAGCGUGGAACAAAGAAGCUGAGUAUACCUGGUAUUAUUGAAUCAUUGUCAGUAUUAACUCAACUGAAAGGUGUAGAAGUCUCGGACACACUUGUAUUAGGAACUUUAUUCACUUAUUUUGCACAUGUUGAGGUUCUUGGAACAUUUCGUAACAGAGACGGAUGUUUCCCCAUUGAUGAUUUCAAUGUUCUACGCAUUCCUGAAAAUCCCAUGAUAACAUCUAUGCAUUUAAUAGGGAUAGUUAUUCCCAAGUUGCCAGCAUUGAUACAUUUGAAACAUUUACAGUUACGAUAUGUACAUUUCAUUAAUCCACAACCAUUUAAAGACUUUGCAGUACCAAGCUUAAAGAGUUUUGUUAUGGCUAACUGUGCAGGACCUACAAAUGUCCUGAAGUAUGUUCCACUGAUAGCUGGACUGGCAGCUGCAAGGAGCUUACAGAGGAUGGAACUAAUCAGAGUUCCUUUUCUGGGUGGACUAUUACACCAUGUUAUACAUGAUGGGGGAGCAAGUUUGAGGGGUCAUAGAUUUAAGAACAUGCAGACCAUGAAGUUUGGAGCUUGUAAACAUGUUAUUGGUAUGGAUAUAGGCUUCCUGGCUAUAGCAUCUGCAGAAAGUUUAGAGGAGAUGUAUCUUCAGCCAUCCCUGACAAAGGACAGUCUUUUCAUAGCUUUGAAGACAGCAUUUGUACAAUUUCCAGUAUUUGACAGACUUUACCUUGGCUACACUGAACCUUUCCAGGAAUCAGGUAACUGGACCAAUCAAGACCUGGUUAUUGAGGGACUGGACAGUGUAACAGAAUCCCCCUCUACUAUAACAGAUGUUGGAAUGAAGGCUGUAGGGGAGUGUUUUCCUACACUUAGAUAUUUAGAACUUUACAACAGCCCACACAUACAUAAACCAACUGAUUGGUUUUCACCAGAUGCUAAUGCCUGGGAUUGUCUACGUGAGCUGGUAUUAAGAAGAUGUCAUUCUAUCAAGUUAGAAGAAUUUUGUGCAUUUAUACCUUCACUCCCAGUGAUAGAGGCCAUUCACUUAGAACUGAUGUUUAGGGAACCCCCUAAAGGAUGCUCUAGGGUUGGUUUGAGUGCAGGCACUGGAUUUGGUUUAUCAUCUUCUCUUAUCCCUGAUGCUCCUGUGGUUCAGAAUAACCAAGUUCCCAAUCAGAAUGAAGUUAAUAAUAAUUUGAAUAAUAUUGCUGCUAAUCAAAAUGCAAAUAACAAUAUGAAUAAUGUUGCAGCCAAUCAAAAUGCAGAUAACAUAGCACUUGAAAAUGCAGCUGAUGAUCAUGAUGAAGUCAAUAUUGUUGUAGUCAAUGGACAUUUAGUGAAUAAUUUAAAUGCUAUAGAACCUAAUGUUGAAGAUGGUAAUGAUGAUGCUGAUGUUGCAGCCAAUCAGAAUAUUCCUAUCAAUAUUGAUUUAGCCAAACAGAAGGAUAAUGAUGCCGCAUCCAAUCAGAAUAUUGCUGACAAUGGAAAUUUAGCCAAUCAACAGCAAGGUCUUUGUGAUGUUGAUGAUGCUAAAAAUAUUGAAAUGAUAGACAUGGAAGCUGACAGCAAAACAAAUGAUUCAUCUAGUAAUAACGAAAAUAGUAAAGAAAUGUCUGAGACUGCAACUUCCAAUGAAAGUUUAUUUCAUACAGAAACAGAAAAUAAUGUUGGACCUGCAAUAAGUGCUGAAUUAAAUGAUGACAAAAAUUCAUUAAAAGAUAAGUCAGCAUCAAGUUCCACCUAUAUUUCUGAAUACAGUAUUUCUUUGCCAACAAGCAGACACAAAUGUCAGUCAGAAAGCCAUAGAUGUGGUACCCAAAAUUAUAAGGAUCAAGCUUCUAAUGGAGGAAAGUGUGUUAAUAGAGACAAUUUGCCUUCAUUUUCUAAGUCUUCUAUAAAAGUUAGUUCAGAUGAAAAUGUAAUAAAUAGUAAUUCUGUAGAUACAAUGUCAUCGCCAGAGGUAAAACCUGUUGAGGGUAAAGGUGUGUGUGAUAGAAAUCCUUCAUCAUGUGUGACUGGUCACCCAUACAGAUGCAAAAAAUGUGAUUCAGACUGGUUGAGUAAAAAGGAAACGUCAGUUAUAACUACUGAAUGUGUUCUAUGUCAAGGUAAUAGUGCAGAAAGUUACGACAAAAUGGAAAAUAGUCGUGUGUCACAAACACAGACAUGCAAAAUAUCUAAUGAAAGUGCAGAAACUGAUAAUGUGUCAAAUAAUUCACUGUGUGUGACAGAUAAAUCUCAAUGUGAGGUCAAAGAUGAUCAUGAUUUAUAUGAAAAAGACACACAUGAUCUUAAUAAAAAUGAUUCCAUACAUCAGGGUAAAAGUGUUUUAGAGUCAGACAUUUUGACAGAGGAAGGACAAUCUCAUGAAAUAAAUGAACAAUUUGGACAGGAAGUAGUGGAUCAGGUGAAAAGUGAGAACAAAACAGAAUCGUGUGCUGCUAAUUCUGAAUGUAGCACAUCAGGUGUUGCUACGCGAAAUGGGAAAAGUUUGUACGGAAAGAAAAAGGGAUUGGUAAGGAAAACUAAAUCACAAACUUCAGUAGCAGAGGGGUGUAUGGAAAGUGUUGAAAACUUGGAUAAAGAUUCAGUUGUGCUGAACAAUGCGUCUACAUCUAACUGUGACAAUGAAACAUCAAAGAGUGAAACUAAAUCCUCAGGAAAUCAAAAGAGUAUAAACUACAUAAAGAAUGUACAAAAACCUAGGAAAAGAGAUAAUGAUAAAAGGGAAGUUUUUAUUUUAGAAAAUAAAAAUGAAGAAAAUGGAAAAGAAUCUAGCGAUAAGAAAUAUGAAGUAUUUAUGAACCCAGCAUAUACAAAAUCAGAUAAUUCUAGUGUAGUGAACGAUAAUGAUUCUGAGGAACAGCAAUAUUCAUGUCCCAUGACACGAUCAAAAUCCCGUCAGAAACAAGAAGAUGACCAAAAUGAAGUAGGAUUAGAGGACAGAAAAAGGAAGUCUGUGUCAAAUUUUGAUACACCGAGUAAUUUUAAAAAGAAAUGUGUUGCACGCAAAGUAAUAACAUUGAAGAUUAUGUUUGAUCGAUGGUGCCAAGUCAAUGUUAGUGAUCUCAGACAAACUGCAGGCACUGCAAGUAAAGAUGGCCAGAAUUCCUGUGGUACAAGUGGUUAUAUUAAGAUUGUCCAGAAAUCUAAGAAGUCUCCUGUUAUGUGUGAUAAGAUGACCAGUACCAGUGACCCAGUCAUGGAAGAUGAUCGUGUUCAGGUUUUGACAUUAAAGUCUCGUUCCUUACAGUGUAUGACACUGAACAUGGUAGGCAUUACAGAUUUGAUACUGGAGGACUGUCCAAAACUUAGUAAAUUAUCAGGUCAUGCAAGCAGAGUAUUGAAAUCCAUGACAGUUAAGAAAGCACCAGUACUGAAUAGAAUAGACUUCACCCAGUGUAAGAAGCUUGAUGAGAAUGGCAUGGUCAAACAAAUAGGAGAUCUUCAGAGUAGAAAAAGCAGACUUAUCUUUCUUAGGCCGAUGCAUCAGUUUGAUGCAAGAACUUUGGAGAGAGACUUGUUUUCGAAGAAAGAUAUUGACUAUAGUAUAUGUAUCAUUUAUGACCACAGUCCAGAACCUUUAGAAACUAUGUAUAACAGAGUUCGUGUUCAAACCUGGCAGGAUCUCAUAGCUGGAAUGAAUCUAGAAUUGCUUAAAAAUUAUGGUUAUAAAGAAUGGGUACAUCAAGAAACUGAAGACAGAGAAAACUAUCCAUGGGGAAGGUCUAUUUAUACAAUGUCAGGUUACAACAGCAAUUCUUCAAGGUGGGAAUUACUUACAGAUAUACCAUGGUUGCGACCUUUAUAUGAGUCACCUGACCUCAACUUGGGUCAAAAUAACAAGCAUCCGGAUGAUGCAAGAGCUGGUGUGUACUGUCCAAGUGCCAAAGGUCAUGACACUGUCAAGGACUGUAUAUAUGACUGCUUACCCAGUAUUGUUGAUGGUUUAACUAUGGAAAUGCCGUUACAUAUACAUUCACUUAUUGUGUAUGUAAAUUUAUGUGAUAUCCAUGGAACACCAACUUAUGAUCCAUAUGCAUAACAUUGUUAAUUUCAAAUAAUUUGUGUGAUAUCCAUAUCCAUUUGCAUAAAAUUUAUGUGAUAACUAUGGAACACCAGCUUAUAAUCCAUAUGCAUAAAACAGUUAAUUUAUGUGAUGCAUAAAACACUUAAUUUAUGUGAUAUCAACAGAACACCAACUUAUGAUCCAUAUGCAUAAAACACUUAAUUUAUGUGAUAUUCAUGGAACACAAACUUUGAUCCAUAUGCAUAAAACACUUAAUUUAUGUGAUAUUCAUGGAACACAAACUUUGAUCGAUAUGCAUAAAACACUUAAUUUAUGUGAUAUUCAUGGAACACAAACUUUGAUCCAUAUGCAUAAAACUGUCACUUUGUCACAUAGAUAAUAUAUGUGGUGUAUUGUAAACAUUCAUUCAGACAAUUUCAAUUAAAACUUGUUAUCAACUUGCAUAAAUGUGUUUUGAAUACAUAUAUUUGACAUA